Ophidiomyces ophidiicola is the source of this 450-nucleotide messenger RNA. RefSeq lists its product as uncharacterized. The record is from RefSeq and is a predicted model, not a curated record. The transcript has a single exon. NCBI's taxonomy places the organism in Eukaryota, Fungi, Ascomycota, Eurotiomycetes, Onygenales, Onygenaceae. The coding region runs from base 1 to 450 and encodes 149 amino acids.
AUGCCGGUUCGUGAACGAAUGAGGCGGAUCUUUUCCAGAAGUUCCUCUGGCACAUCUUCUCAGCACGCCAAAGCAAAGCCCACGACCGUGGUGCUGGCCGGAAUCAAGGCAGUCAAGGUGACGCCCAGGAUCGGCAAAGACGGAAAGCCUUUAAUUGAAAUCUACAAACCGCAUGAAGUUCCGCGAUCAAAGUAUCGCGGUCCAGUCGACGAAGAACACUCCCGGGCCCUGGCGGCGUAUUCCAUCCCAUCUGCUCUCUCUGACAGACCUCGGUCACUGGUCUCGGAUUUCUCGCCCAUGGGCACUCGAGCCCCAACACGAAGGAACAGUAUCGUCGGCCACGAUGCAGUGACGGGGAGGAUGUUAGAAGGGCUCGCUCGUGCGUUGGACGAGACGGAGCGGAAUAGCGCAUCAAACCGACAUGAUAAAUACUCUGCUCGAUUCCAAUGA